GGCCGGUCCCCGCGGGCGUGGCAGGGUCCCGAGCCAGGGCCCGCCCGGGCAGCAUCCCUGCCGCGGGAUCCAGCAGCUCAGACUUAGCUCCCACCCAGCCCCCAGCUCCCCGGGAGGGAGGACUGGAGAGAAGCCGAGGGCCGUCACAUCCCGCAGCGGGGACCCGCCGGCGUGACCCGGCGCCCCGAGGAGGCCGCGCCCCCCGGGACCCGCGGCGAUUUCGGCCUCGCCGCGCCCCGCAGCACUCGCGGCGGCGCCCCCGCCCCGGCUGGAGCUGGCCUCGGGUCUGGGUCGAAAAUGCCCGCCCUGCACAUCGAAGAUUUGCCCGAGAAGGAAAAACUGAAGAUGGAAGUGGAGCAACUUCGCAAAGAAGUGAAGUUGCAGAGACAGCAGGUGUCUAAAUGUUCUGAGGAAAUAAAGAACUAUAUUGAAGAACGUUCUGGAGAGGAUCCUCUGGUGAAAGGAAUCCCAGAAGACAAGAAUCCCUUUAAAGAAAAAGGCAGCUGCAUCAUUUCAUAAAUAACUCUGGGGAGCAACUUUAUCCUCAGUGGAAGAAUUAGUUUAUUUUAGUUUUCCCAAAUAAAACCAACGUGCCUUUUAAGGAAGUAAAAAUGAAAUGUAAAGGAGACUUUCUUAAGCACCCUCUAUUCAUAGAUAAAGUUAUGAAAGCAUAGGUAACUGUCAACCUUGCUCACUGUACACCUUUUUUAAAAGUACAGAAAUUGCCAUCUGUACAAUUUUGAGAAUAAGAACAUGAUUCGUGCAUGACUCACUUCUUUUCGUAUGUUGCUUGAUGCCUCAAAUAAAGUUUUCUCU
Messenger RNA from Otolemur garnettii (small-eared galago), 816 nucleotides. RefSeq names its product G protein subunit gamma 11 (gene GNG11). The transcript is spliced from 2 exons. Bases 298 to 519 code for a protein of 73 amino acids. Gene Ontology annotation, cellular component: heterotrimeric G-protein complex. The record is from RefSeq and is a predicted model, not a curated record. Gene Ontology annotation, molecular function: G-protein beta-subunit binding. Gene Ontology annotation, biological process: G protein-coupled receptor signaling pathway. NCBI's taxonomy places the organism in Eukaryota, Metazoa, Chordata, Mammalia, Primates, Galagidae.